AUGGCGCUGUCGAACGCACCGUCCACACAAGACGCCCAAGUAGCCGGGGUGGGCACCACUAGAACUGGUAAAGUCAUCCCAAUAAAGGACAUAGAGUCGGCAGAAGCAACUCGCAACAAUAUUGAAUGGCUGCACGAACUAAGAAAUAACAUGAAACUGGUCAAAGCGCGCUUCGGCGUCGUGGUACACUGGACCCUGACAGAGGACUUGGACCUCGAAAACGCCAAUGCACAGGCAAUCGAGAAAAUCAUGAAAGACAACGAUUCAAAUGAGCAAGGACCCCGGAUUGAGAAGAUUGCGUGGCUGAAGAAGAAGGACAAGGCACUGGGAGAUUAUGCAUCUCUCGGCAUCUGGUUCGACAGCACAGAAGGUGUUGAUUACGUUCUAGGCAAGGGCUACCUGCGAUAUAGCUCUGAUAAGGCUCGAAAACCGGAUGGAAACGCUUGA
Aspergillus affinis is the source of this 447-nucleotide messenger RNA. RefSeq lists its product as uncharacterized. The record is from RefSeq and is a predicted model, not a curated record. The coding region runs from base 1 to 447 and encodes 148 amino acids. The transcript is spliced from 2 exons. NCBI's taxonomy places the organism in Eukaryota, Fungi, Ascomycota, Eurotiomycetes, Eurotiales, Aspergillaceae.